CUCUUUUGUUGUUUGGUUUCUUCUUUUUUUCCUCUUCCCUUCUUCAUUCGGGCAAUCUCUCUCUCAAUAAAACCCUAGAUUAGACUAAUAUGAGCUAAAUUUUGUUCCUCGCAAUUAAAAUUGAGAGCUGAAUUUUCCUCUCCAUCUGAUAAUUAGGGUUUUCGAUUCCAAUUUUUUUAAAUAAAUUUGGGACAUGGAAAGAAUUUUAUCAGAUAAUGAGCAGAGCAUGGUCUCUUGCUUUCUCGAGAUCGCCGUCGGUCAAACCGCCGAGACCGCCGUUCAGUUUCUUCAGGCCACUAGUUGGAAGCUUGAGGAGGCUCUUCAGUUGUUCUAUAUUGGCAAUGAAGGUACGCACGUGGCAUCUGCAUCACCGUCAGAAAAUGCUCAACCUUCUAGGGAAUUGAAGAACAUUGAAAAUAUAAAUGCUGGACUAAACAAUGCAGACGAAGUGCGUCCUCCUUUGCCAGUUGUGAGGGAGACUCUGUAUGAUGAUAUGAUGGCUUUUAGAGCAUCAAGGAUGGGAUAUCCUCCACAGGAAUCUAGUUCGGUAGUGGCAUUUCGCAACUUUGAUGAGGAAAUGAAAAAUCCUGGGGUCUGGGAAUCAGACCAAGGGGCUACAUCUACAGCGGACGAUGCUCGAGAUAAUCUUGCUUCAUUGUAUCGUCCUCCGUUUCAUUUAAUGUUGCAGGGGUCAUUUGAGAAGGCUAAAGGUGUUGCUUCUGUUGAGAACAAAUGGCUGCUGGUGAAUAUACAAUCUACUAAGGAGUUCAGCUCACAUAUGCUUAAUCGAGAUACAUGGGCUAAUGAAGCUGUUUCUCAAACCAUCAGUAAUAACUUUAUAUUUUGGCAGGUAUAUGAUGAUACAAGUGGAGGCAAGAAAGUCUGCACCUAUUACAAAUUGGAUUCUAUUCCUGUAGUGCUUGUAAUCGACCCAAUAACAGGACAAAAGAUGCGUUCAUGGAGCGGAAUGGUGCAGCCUGAGAGUUUGCUUGAGGAUCUAGUGCCAUUUAUGGACGGUCACCCGAAGGAUCAUCAUGCAACUCUGUCACAUAAACGUCAAAAGGGAAGUUCUCAGGCUUUGCAGAAAAACAAAGGUGAAACUAAUGAAGAAGAUGAGGAAAUGUUACGGGCAUUAGCUGCUUCUAUGGAGGUUAUCAAAGACUUGGAUAGAGCGACUUCUGACAAUAAAGACGCAACUGGUGCUGACAAGGAUGAGAAAUCAUGCCUAGUCAACAAACCUGUUUAUCCGCCGCUGCCUGAGGAACCCAAGGGUGACAGGAGCCUUCUUUGUAGGGUUGGAGUUCGUUUUCCUGAUGGACGCAGGGUGCAGAGAAAUUUCCUGAAAACUGAUCCUUUACAGCUACUUUGGUCAUUUGUCUCAUCUCAACUAGAAGAAGCUGCGACAAGGCGGUUUCAAUUAAUUCAGUCAAUCCCAGGAUCAAAGAGUCUGGAGUAUGACAGUAAAAUCAGUUUCGCCGAGUCAGGCGUAGCCAACUCAAUGAUCUCGGUUGCGUGGGAGUGAAUCUUUGCUUUAUUUAUUAUGUAAAUUAUCCAUGUUUAAUCACGAAUCUAUAGCUUUUUAUGCAGCUCAAAGGUUUAUCCAAAAUAUAUAUUGUAUGCUAUUUUGGUAUUGUAGUUGUUGGGCAUGAUCCCUCUGCUACAGGGAUUUCAAACUGAAUUUGAAAUCUCUAUUACUUCCUUUUUUGAAGCAAGUGUUCUACUUAUUCUUUA
Messenger RNA from Mercurialis annua (annual mercury), 1731 nucleotides. Its product is annotated as plant UBX domain-containing protein 7. Lineage: Eukaryota; Viridiplantae; Streptophyta; Magnoliopsida; Malpighiales; Euphorbiaceae. The coding region runs from base 194 to 1522 and encodes 442 amino acids. The record is from RefSeq and is a predicted model, not a curated record. Gene Ontology annotation, biological process: proteasome-mediated ubiquitin-dependent protein catabolic process. Gene Ontology annotation, molecular function: ubiquitin binding. Gene Ontology annotation, cellular component: nucleus. The transcript is spliced from 10 exons.